Molecule: messenger RNA, 3987 nt
Organism: Paramecium tetraurelia
Lineage: Eukaryota; Ciliophora; Oligohymenophorea; Peniculida; Parameciidae
Exons: 8
Source: RefSeq, a predicted model, not a curated record
AUGGGGAAUGCUAUAUAAAAUGGGAAAUUAAUAUCCCCAAUAUCCAUUGAUACAUAGAUAAAGGAGUCAUAAUUAACAAUACGAUUUAUUUUGGAUCCAAAAAAAUUGAUGGCAAUUUAGAAAAAUGCAAUACCAAUUGAUCUUGAACAUUAGAUAUCUGACUUAAUAAAAGAAUUGAAAGUAGAGCCGAAGCUUCUUUAGUAAUUCUAAAGCACUCCUUAAAAUUUCAAAUGUUUAAUUUUGAAUGAGUAUAAAAGCAUUACAGGAAAGAAUUUGUUAUAAAAUUUACCAAAAGAUUAUGUAAACUAUUUUAAAUCUAAAUUGGCUAACCCAACUCUCUAAGAUUUGGAAUAGUUGAGAAGGCAUCUCAAAAAUCUAUAGAUUUAUGAUUAAUAGGAUUAAUUAGAACAAUUUAAUGAUGGUAUAAAUUUACUCUUAGAAAAAUUAUUCAGAUUUUACAAACAAUCUCAAUAAUUAAUUGAUAAAAAGAACCCUCCUUGUUACUUAUAUUAAAUUCAAAUCUUAAACAUACUGGAAAUGCUCUUGAAAAUAGAAAAAUACUAAUAGGAACUGUUGCAUAUCCCAGACUCAAUGGAUAUUAUAUUGAAAAAUCUACACCCAAUUCAUGUUGAAUUGACAACCAUAGUAUUAGAAAUUGCAUCUAAUUUAUGUAGGCAAACUGAUGAAGGAUAUUAUUUGGUGCUAAAAAGUCUGAACAAAUUGUGCCCAGACAGCGAACUUACCUUUUUUUUGAAUACCUUAAAAAAAUGCAAAAAUGUUUUUAUGAUUUCUUCCAUAUGUUCAUUUGUCAUAACAUUAAUUGAAUCUCCAACUCAAGAUAUGGAGAAGAAAAGAAUGCGUCAAUAGCUUAUCACUUCAGGUAUUGUUGAUGUUUAUAAAAUAAUCACCAAUAACAUCGAAGAAUUUGAAUACAAGGCUGAUGAACUAAGAUUCGAAGUUGUUAUUUAAUAGAUUAUUGAGUUAAAUAAGUAAAAACACUAAUUUAUAACUGAUCCAAAUUACACUGAAGAAAUUACAUUGCCAAUGUUAUAUCACAGAGAAUCUAGAAAGUGUUAUGACAUAGGAAAGUUUUCAAAGUUGAUUAAAAUUAUAGAAGAUUAAAUUGAGGCAUUUUUAGAGAAUAAUAAAGAUAUGCCUACUCAAAAAAUGUAAGAUCCAAUUAAACAAGAGGUUAAAUAGUAAGCAAAACAUCUAAAACCUACUUUUCUUACACCUCAAUAUUUAAAUUUAAUCUAAGAUGAAAUGGGGAAAGCAAAUUCAACUAUUAAAUAGGAAUCUAAAAUUAGAGGAAAUUAACAUGUUACUGAUUUUGCAGAUGGUAUUUCCAAAUACUAAAAUAAUUUUCCAAAUGAGUAAUAAUUUGAAAGCAAUGAAAUUUCAUAACUUGAGUCUCUGAAUCCGAAGAAAAUAACUAAUGAAGCAUUUGUGGCUGUAUUACAGAAAAAAAUAGGAGAUUUGGAAAAAAAAUUGAAAUCAGAUUAGUCUAAUUUAUCUCAAUUAACUGAAUAAUUGGCAGCGAAAAAUAAGGACUAUAGAACACUUCAAUAAGAAUGUGAAUCAUAACAGAAGACGAUUCAAUAAUUGGAAAAUGAAGUCAAUCAAUUAAGAGAGAAAUUAUCAAUUAUGCAAUAAGCCAAGGCUCAAAAAUUGGAAUAAGAGGUUACUCCUCAACGAUUGUCUUACAAAUCAGAUUAUAAUGAUGAUUAGAGACAGUAAUUAGAUUAGCUCAAAUAAGAGUUGCAAUCUUAAAAUUAAAAAUUCAUCAAUCAAGACAAAGAAAUAAAAAAAUUUAAACAAUUAUUAAAAGAGUAGAAUGAAAAUCUAAUUACAAAAGAGAUUUAAUUAACUGAAAAAAAUAAAGAAUGUAGAGAACUAUAAGCAAGAAAUGAGAAACUGAUAAAAAAAAAAUAUGCUAAAAAGAAAGAAUUGUAAUAAUUGAUAGAAAAAGUAAAUUCUGCAAGUUAUGUUAAAAUAUAAGCAAAUAAAAUUUAAAGUGAACUGAAAACAAUAGAGCAGUACUAAGAUGAGCUGGCAAAAUUACAUGGUAUCAUAGAAGAAUAAGCCAUUCUCUUAGAAUAAUAAAAAAAAUAUCCAUAAAAAUUUGAUGAAAUGAGAGAAAAUUAAAAAGUAAUGGAGAAUGGAAUUCAUAAAUUCGAUGAUGAAAGCAAAAAACAAUUAAUUAAUAUACAAAUUCUUCAAGAAAAACUUUAACAAACACUAUAAGAAAAAGAAAAUUUAGAAAAGAAAUUGAAUAGUUAAGCAAUAAUUGCAUAGAAUACAUUUUCACCAUAACUAGGUUAAAAUUAAACAAACGCCCUUGCUCCUUAAAUAUCACAAGUUCCUCCACCACCUCCACCUCCAGGUACAAUAUCUGUAUCAGCACUUGCUCCUCCUCCACCUCCACUUGGUGCUAAAACUGGAGCUUCAUCACCAGCUCCUCCACCUCCUCCAGGAGGGCCAAAACCACCAGGACCUCCACCUGGUGGUGCACCUCCUCCACCUCCUCCUCCUGGGCCAAGACCUCCUGGUGGCCCAGAUCCUUAAUUUGGUGGGAAAUAAAAACAUAAACCUAAUAUAUAGUUAAAAUAGGUUCCCUGGACGAUUAUAAAGCCGGAAUAAAUUAGAAAUACUAUAUGGGAAUCAAUCGAUGAUACUAAAUUAAAAUUAGAUUACAAUGUUAUUGAGAAUUUAUUUGCAGCAAAGCCAACAUCUAGCAAUAUCAAUGUUCAAGGUGGAACCAAUAAGCCGGGGAAAAUUUCAAUGUUAGGACCGGAGAGAAUGAAAAAUCUAGAGAUAGUGCUAGGCAAACUUAAAAUGUCAAAUUAAUUAAUAGUUGAAAGUCUCUAUCAACUAGAUGAAACUGUAUUAAGACCAAAUAUAGUUGAAUCUUUAAUUACUGCAAUGCCAAAUGAUACAGAGGUUGUAAUGUGGUAGGAUUCGGACUAAUCAAACUUAGCCUUACCAGACAUAUUUUCUCAGUAAAAGGAUAUGAUUAUAGGUUAUUAAUUUAGAAUAUCAAUUAGGCUAUUAUCGUUGAAAUUCAAAUAUAAUUAUAAAGAAUUAGCAGAAGAUUUGUAAACCAAAAUUGAUAUAUUCAAACAUUUAAUGACAGUGACAAAAAAUGAUAAGAAUACGAAAGUUUUCAUGGAAUAUGCUUUGGCUGCAGGAAAUUACAUGAAUGGAUAAUCAGCUAGAGGUGGUGCAUAUGGAUUUAAAUUUGAUAUGAUGGAGAAAUUAACUGAUGUUAAAACCACUGACAAUAAAGGCAACUUAUUAAUGUUUAUCAUUGAAAAAGCGGAAGAAGAUCUAAAAGAGGAAUUAGUUUUGGUUGAUGAGAAUUUAGAAGAAAUUGAAUUGGCUGCUAAAACCCCUUUGACUUAGUUGAAUGCUGAUUUAACCGAGCUAAAAAAAAAUUCGAAAAAUGUUGAUAAGGCCAUAAAAUCAAAAGUGUCUCUUCCGAUUCAAGAUAUGGUAGAAGAGAGGUUAUAGAAUUUUUAUGAAUAAAUUCUUUCCGAUCUAGCUAAUUUUGAGAUUUUAUUAAAAUAGCUUGAAACAUAAUAUGAAGAUCUUGCUAAUUAUUAUGCUGAAACAAAAGUUCCUUUUGAUAAAUUUUUUGAAAAAUUUUAUAAAUAUAAAACAGCCCUUAAAUAAGCAAAACAAAAUUUCACCAAAAUUAAAUUAGCAGAAUUAAAAGAACAAGAGAAAAGGAAAAAAUUAGAAUAAUAACAACAAAAUAUAUAAUCGUAAUAAUAACAUCAAUAAAACUAAUAACAACCCUCGUAGGAGUCAUCUUACAUUUACAAAAAGGAGGAAGACAAUUCGUAAUCAGGAUUAAAAAUGCUUGAUAAGGGUUCAUUUUCAAAUGAAGAUACAAAAAAAAAUAUUGGGUCCAAUCUUCUGUAACAAUAGGAUGUUUUGGUUAAGCAAUAAAUUUAGCCUUCCUAAACACAAACCGAGGAUUAUUGA